Molecule: messenger RNA, 1377 nt
Organism: Bactrocera oleae (olive fruit fly)
Lineage: Eukaryota; Metazoa; Arthropoda; Insecta; Diptera; Tephritidae
Gene: Dera
Product: deoxyribose-phosphate aldolase
Biological process (GO): carbohydrate catabolic process; deoxyribonucleotide catabolic process
Cellular component (GO): cytoplasm
Molecular function (GO): deoxyribose-phosphate aldolase activity
Source: RefSeq, a predicted model, not a curated record
GCACAAAUGACAGCUGACUUUUUCCAGAUUCCAAUGGGAAUUGUUUAUCAAUUGUCGACCAAUUUGUUAUCAAUUCGUGUUUAUAUCCGACGAAAAAUUAAAUAUGAAAGUUAAUAAAAUUUUACCCUUUGAUGCCUCUCUUCUGGAUUGUGCAAUAUCAAAUCGCCAAUUGGAGAAAAUCGCUGUAGAAAUUUCCAAACGAGGCAGUGUAACAGGUCUUAAUCAGGUAGUUUGGGCAUUAAAAGCGUUAACUUUAACGGACUCGACAACGUUGGGAGGCCAUGAUACGGCAGCAAACGUGCGAAGUCUUUGCCAGCGUGCUGCAUUUCCUAUACCAGAGCAUGUUUUGUUAGAACUUGGAGUUGAACCGGCACUUCUGCCGCAUUUACACACUGCUGCCGUAUGUGUAUAUCCAGCUCGUGUCGCGAAUGCAGCAGCCAAAUUGAAGCAAUUAAAUAAGUACAAUGAAAUACCAAUAGCAUCUGUGGCAACAGGUUUUCCGGCUGGGCAGUAUGGCUUGGACACCCGCUUAAACGAAAUCCAAUUUGCUAUGGAGUCCGGAGCCACCGAGAUUGACAUCGUAAUCAAUCGUCAAUUAGCACUUGUGGGUGAUUGGAGAGGUGUUUACAGUGAAGUGUGCGAAAUGCGAAAGGCUUGCGGCGAAGAAGCGCAUUUGAAAACCAUACUCGCUAUCGGUGAACUUGGCAACAUGGAGAACGUUUACAAAGCGUCCAUUGCCUGUAUGCUAGCUGGAGCUGAUUUUAUAAAAACAUCUACUGGAAAGGAAGCUGUUAAUGCCACUCUACCAGCUGGUUUGGCUAUGAUAUAUGCUAUUCAAGAAUUCGAACGCCGAAAGGGCAUUCUAGUUGGUCUAAAACCAGCCGGUGGUGUACGCACUGUGCCCGAUGCGAUUGCAUGGCUAACUCUCGUAAAAGAAACUUUAGGUCCACGUUGGUUGCAACCCAGUCUUUUUCGCUUUGGUGCAUCUGGUUUAUUAGAUAAAAUAGUAGAAACUGUUAACGGGCAUAUCACCAAUUCGCAAAGUGGUUCCGAUUAAUAAACAUUUUGAUAUUGAGCAAUUUUAUAUUAAAAAAAAAAUUAUUAAAUAUAUGAGCGACUAAUUUUUAUACAUAUGCACGUAUAUAAAGUCGUAUCUAAUAUCUAUUAGGAUAGAAAAUUCUACAACACGAGAAUGUAGUAAUCUGUUUAUAGUUACCUUCAAAAUCAAGUUAACUCAAAGGUUUGCGGAUUUCACAGAUUUUAUUAGCUAUAAGAUCCCACAAACACUCUUAGGUAAUAUUUACAGCAUAUAAAAAUAUGUAUGCAUAUGUACAUAAAUAGAAAAAGUGUAACCAAUAAAUUAAGACUAAAUAUUUA